Messenger RNA from Closterium sp. NIES-65, 1902 nucleotides. NCBI's taxonomy places the organism in Eukaryota, Viridiplantae, Streptophyta, Zygnematophyceae, Desmidiales, Closteriaceae. The record is from the annotation of a GenBank genome assembly.
AUGCCCUGUCCUGCGACCCUUCUCCCUUCCCCACCGCCACCACCUACCUACACCGCCCUGCACUCCCAGUCUGCGCACAGCCAAACCUCCUUUGCUGUUUUCCCCCUUCGUUUUCACCGUUGCCUUGCUGUUGCUGUUGCUGGCUGCGCGGCAGGCGAGGUGCUGCAGGAGUUGCAAACGUCGCGAUUCGAUCAACUUCCAUUAUGGGCUUCGAUCCCAACCAGUAUCACGCGCCUAACCAGCCUCACAGAGCUGAGACUUCACCAUCGGUAUCCUGACCAGGACACACUGAACAGCAUGGCGCAGCUGAAGGCUCUGUCAUUGAAAUGUGUUAUCACAUCGCCCUUUGAUUUCAGUCUGGCCAGCCUCGUUCAGCUAACCAGACUGGAAUUGGAUUCCUGUGGCAUAGAAACCAACUCGACCGUUUUUUGGUCGCUGGGCAAAUUGACUGCCCUUGUGAACCUGGAGCUUCCCUCCAACCAAUUAUCAGGCGUUUGGCCUCUUUAUCGCGUCGACUUCCCCAACCUGCAGAAACUGGAUCUGAGCUCAAACCCACUCAGGAUCGACAGCCUUGAUGAGCUCAGGAAGCACACGAGCCUCACAACGGUGGAUUUGUCAGGCACUCAGCUCUUUGGUGAUCGCUUCCUGGAGGGGACUCCCCUGCCCGCCUUGCAAUUCCUGAAUAUUCCCAAUAACGGCCUCACAGGCUCCAUCCCCGAGUCCCUCACAACCAUGACUUCCCUGGCGUACCUGAACGUGAGCUUCAACCAUUUCAAAGGAACCAUUCCGCCAUCCCUCGGAGGCCUCAAGCAACUCACAACCCUAGACACCAACGACACGAGUCUCACAUGCCCUGGCAGCUACACCAGCUGCGGUGUGCCUCAGAAUGCGUCCUCUGGCUUCUGCCGCACCUGCUCUGACUUUUGCGCCACGUGCGGCAAGCGCAAGCCACUUCAUUGGGGCGUCAUUGUGGGAAUUGUGGCUGCUGUUGUUGUCACAGCGGUGUUUGCUGCACUCCUCUACUUCUACUGCUUCGACAAACCGCUGGUGAGCAGCAAGGCGGCAGCGCAGGUGUGUCAGGAGUAUUCACUGGCGACGGUGGCGAAAGCAACCAACGGAUGGUCCCAGGCCAACCUGCUGGGCAUGGGAGGGUUUGGUGAUGUGUAUCGCGGCGUCUCUCCCACCGAUGGCACCACUCAGUGGGCCGUGAAGCGAGCCAGGACCGUCACCACCGACUUCGAUAAAGAGGUGUGUGCGAUGGCCACAAAGGACCACCCCAACCUGGUGAAACUACUCGGCUUCUCAAUCGGCAUCACCGGCAAGACAAGGGUCGAGCAAAUCCUCAUCUACGAGCUCAUGCCCAACGGGGACCUCUCGCGAUGGAUCGAGAAAGGUGUGCAUUCUAACAGUGCACGCAUGUGCUUAGCAGCUACGCUCCCACCUAGUUGGCUGCCUUCCAGCUUCGGCAUUCUCAUGCUUGAACUCAUGACAGGCCGCAACGUCAUCACCGAUUCUUUCAGCAUUCCCUUCGAUGAGGAGGCGGGUCAGCAGCUGCACAUCCUUCCCUGGGUCCAGCAGCAGCUGGCACAAUUCGGCAGCAACAAGGGGGCGGUGGCUGGCCUCAAGGAUGCGCGCAUGGAGGCGCGGGAUGAGUUAGUGUUGAGGGUGGUGCAGCUGGCACUGCGAUGCACCGACAAGCAAAGCGCCACGCGGCCGGUCAUGGGGGUGAUUGCAGCCGAGCUGGAGGACGUGCUGGUGGAGCUGGGCGGCGCACACAGAAAUGCUGGUCCCCGUCAGGUGGAUCGAGAGUUGGAGGUGCAGAAAAAGUCUGUUACGACUUUGGAUACGGAGAUUGAUCGUCUUAAUGACCUGUUGUGCUUUGAUGGCGUGGAAAUGCCAUGA